This is a messenger RNA of Nematocida parisii ERTm1, 531 nucleotides long. RefSeq lists its product as uncharacterized. Lineage: Eukaryota; Fungi; Microsporidia. The coding region runs from base 1 to 531 and encodes 176 amino acids. The transcript has a single exon. The record is from RefSeq and is a predicted model, not a curated record.
AUGCAUGUUGGGAUGAAAAUAAUACCAAAAUCAACAUCUAUUUUAGUGGGUGUUAUAAAGUAUGGAGUAAGUGCAAUACAGGCCGCGGUAGUAAGAGCAUUGGUGCACAAACAUGUUGAGCCCGUUAUAACUGAUAAUAUAAUAACGCCUGCUAUUGAAUACGCAACUAAUACAAAUAUAUUCAAAACAGUGGCAACAUACGUAUUAACAACUAUAGGAGCACAGGGCGUUUGUCUAUCUGGCGCAGGCACAAUGGAUAAAAUAGGUGCCCACAUAACGAAUACUAUGAACUCAUCCGUUUUGGGGAUGUACUAUCACGCAGCCAAGAACUCCUGCAGUAUUUUUAAAAGUAUGUUUAUAAUACUGCCACUGUUCCUAGUAAUGUACUAUGCCAUAUCAAAUACUAUCAUAAUACGGCAUAUUUAUAAAAAUAAGAAAAAUUAUGCCACAACAAUCAGCCUAGGCUGUGGUAUAGCACUUCUUGGUAUCUUAGGGUCAUAUUACUACUGCUUCUAUAAGAACAAAUGCUAA